AUGACCUCAGAGGGCUUAUCUUUAGAAGACCGUGACUCCUCAGGGUCCUGUGUAUACCCGUUUGGUGAUAUGCCGGACGAGGUCGAGCAAGCAACCGUGUCUAUGAAGAAGUUGGCCACAGAGCUCGCUUCAAAUGGCUUCUCAUCCGACGAGUCAUUCUACACGCUCUGCGAAUCAUCACUGAUGAAAAACACCUUUUGGUCUCACCCAGGCAUGCGUGUUGUCCGUCCACGCACCCAAAGCAGCGUGGGAAACCAAGACAUUGUUGGUAGCUAUCUCCAUGCCGACUUGCUCGAAUUCCAUCCUGCUCAAACACCGGGCCAAACUCUGCAGAGCUUUGCCGAUGAGCUUUUCGAAGCGACCACCGCGAGACCUCCCAUCAUCCGCAUCCUCUAUCACUCUGAUGAAAGUCAACCUAUUGAUUUCAACAGCCUCCGAAGCUUUGUCCCCCUAGUCUCAAGUGAUGAUGCCGGCUUGUCUGCUGCUGGCAGAGAGAAGAAGUAUGUAGUCCUGGCGGUUGUUCGCCUCAAUGACAGCAACAACAAACACGACUACGUCCGUACUUAUAUGAACUAUGGGCCCGAAAUCAUCGGCGAGUAUGAGCCCCCAUCUUUCAUGGCUCAUCGAUGGUCUGUCCGGGAUGCGCCCGCCAAGUACAUGCUCAUUUAUGGGCUUCACGAGCAACGGUCAAACGACCCAACGGAUUCUGCUCGUUUUCCUGAAGUAGGCACUUAUCCGAUCUCUCAGGAAGACCUCUCCCUUUAUCGCAUAGUCGAUCUCGACCUCAAACGUGCGAUUCUGGCACUCAAAGCAUCCGAAGCUGAGUCGACAACGACUGACACCAAACUUUUUGGAGACUCUCACCAAUCUAAUCCAGAGUACAAGGAUCCCCGGAUCAAACUUGAUGGGCUCUAUCGGCCAAAGCGUGCUUGGUACGUUAAGGAGAACUCUCCUGGAUAUGGGUCAGAUCGCCCCUUCAAGGAGUAG
This is a messenger RNA of Fusarium subglutinans, 987 nucleotides long. RefSeq lists its product as uncharacterized. Lineage: Eukaryota; Fungi; Ascomycota; Sordariomycetes; Hypocreales; Nectriaceae. The transcript has a single exon. The record is from RefSeq and is a predicted model, not a curated record. The coding region runs from base 1 to 987 and encodes 328 amino acids.